Molecule: messenger RNA, 3842 nt
Organism: Coffea eugenioides
Lineage: Eukaryota; Viridiplantae; Streptophyta; Magnoliopsida; Gentianales; Rubiaceae
Product: DNA ligase 4
Exons: 27
Coding region: 14-3541 (1175 amino acids)
Biological process (GO): double-strand break repair via nonhomologous end joining; DNA recombination; nucleotide-excision repair, DNA gap filling
Cellular component (GO): DNA ligase IV complex
Molecular function (GO): DNA ligase (ATP) activity; ATP binding; DNA binding
Source: RefSeq, a predicted model, not a curated record
AAAAAGGUCCAGAAUGGAGGAAUCGGACCUCAAAUUCAACGUGAUGGUUUCCUUAUUCAACUGGACGCAGAAGAGCAAAUCCUCGGCGACGAAGCGUUCCAAGUUCCGCAAAUUCCUCGAUGCUUUCUGCCGGGAACCGGGGGACUAUUUUAGCGCCAUCCGCCUCAUUCUGCCGGUGCUCGACCGCGAGCGCGGUUCGUAUGGACUCAAGGAGCACGCGCUCGCCACCUGCCUCAUUGACGCCCUCGGCAUGUCGCGUGACUCCCCGGACGCCCAACGCCUCCUUAAUUGGCGCAAAGGUGGCCCCAAAACCGGCUCCAGCGCCGGCAACUUCUCCCUCGUCGCCUCCGAGGUCUUACAGAGAAGGCAAGGCUUGACUUCUGGCGGGCUGACUUUAAAAGAAUUAAAUGAACAGCUUGAUCGCUUGUCUUCAAGUGAAAAUAGAGCAGAGAAAACCUCAGUUCUUUCUGAUUUGAUCAGGAGAACAAACGCUCAAGAAAUGAAGUGGAUAAUUAUGAUAAUUCUCAAAGAUCUGAAGUUGGGAAUUAGUGAAAAAAGCAUUUUUCAUGAAUUCCAUCCGGAUGCGGAGGACUUGUUCAAUGUCACAUGUGAUUUGAAACUAGUUUGUGAAAAACUGAGGGACCGAAGUCAACGACACAAGCGUCAGGACAUAGAGGUUGGAAAACCUGUGCGCCCUCAGCUAGCACUAAGGGUUAGCAAUGCUAGUGCUGCAUGGAAAAAGCUUCAUGGGAAGGAAGUUGUUGUCGAAUGCAAAUUUGAUGGUGAUCGCAUCCAAAUUCAUAAAAAUAACUCGGAAAUACGUUUCUUUUCUAGAAGUUUUCUUGAUCAUCCAGAGUAUGAACAUGCAAUGUCAGACAUCAUUGCAAAGAACAUUCUGGUUGACAGGUGUAUUCUUGAUGGUGAAAUGUUGGUCUGGGAUACAUCUGAAAACCGUUUUGCAGAUUUUGGUUCCAAUCAGGGAAUAGCAAAGGCAGCAAAGGAGGGACUUGAUAGUGAUCGGCAGAUGUGCUAUGUUGCUUUUGACAUUCUUUAUGUGGGAGAUACCAGUGUUAUACACCAAACUUUAGCAGAACGCCAUGAUCUUCUGCGCAAGGUUGUCAAGUCCAUAAAAGGUCGAUUGGAAAUUUUGGUUCCUAAUGGUGGUCUUAACGCAAGUCGCUCUCCUGGUGAACCAUGUUGGUCCUUUGUAGCUCGUAGCCUUGACGAAGUCGAGAAGUUUUUUAAAGACACCAUCGAGAAUAGGGAUGAAGGAAUCGUCCUAAAAGAUCUUGCUUCCAAAUGGGAGCCAAGUGAUCGGAGUGGAAAGUGGCUUAAGUUGAAGCCCGAGUAUGUUAGAGCUGGUUCUGACUUAGAUGUCCUCAUUAUAGGAGGCUACUAUGGUUCUGGACGUCGUGGAGGGGAAGUAGCGCAGUUUUUGGUAGGACUUGCAGAGCGUCCAAUGCCAAAUACCCAUCCUAGGCGAUUCAUUUCGUUUUGUCGUGUUGGUACGGGACUUUCUGAUGAGGAGCUUGAUAUAGUUGUUACAAAAUUAAAACCUUAUUUCAGGAAAUAUGAAUACCCAAAGAAGGCGGCACCAAGCUUUUAUCAAGUUACUAAUAAUUCGAAAGAGAGGCCAGAUGUUUGGAUUGAAAGUCCAGAGAAAUCAGUUAUUGUUUCGAUUACUAGCGAUAUUCGGACCAUAAAAUCUGAGGUAUUUGCUGCACCAUACAGCCUGAGAUUUCCACGGAUUGAUCGAGUAAGAUUUGACAAGCCUUGGCAUGAAUGCCUUGAUGUGCAUACUUUUGUGGAGUUAGUUCAUUCCAGCAACGGGACCACACAAAGAGGGGAAGCUUAUGGAGAUUCACAGGAUCAUAAACCCAAGCGCAUGAAGUCAGCCAAAAAAGGGGAGAAGAAUCUUUCAGUUGUUCCUUCUCAUUUCAUCCAGACUGAUGUUUCCACUGUAAAGAGUGAAACGCUUAUAUUUGCAAAAAUGAUGUUCUACUUUGCUAAUGUUCCUUCAUCUCAUUCCGUGGAUCUGUUGCACAAAAUGGUGGUGGAGAAUGGGGGCAAUUUCUCAAUGAAUUUGAAUAACUCGGUCACACACUGUAUUGCAGCUGAAAGUAGAGGAAUCAAGUUUCAGGCAGCAAAGCUUCAUGGUGAUGUUAUUCAUUAUUCUUGGCUUCUCGAUUGCUGUUUGCAGAAGAAGCUCCUUCCCUUACAGCCAAAGUACUUUCUUUAUCUUUCUGAACGCACGAAGAGAAAGUUGGAAGAAGAAAUUGACCAAUUCUCUGACUCUUACUAUGUGGAUGUUGAUAUUACAGAUCUCAGACAGCUUUUGAGCAACAUUGAUCGAAGAGAGCAUCCGAAAAGGAUUGACUAUUACAAAAAGAAAUAUUGUCCAAAGGAGGAAUGGGCUCGUUUUCUUGGUUGCUGCUUUUACUUUUACUUUCCAGCGCAGUCUAUAAUUAACUUGGAGUGGAAAGUCCUAGUGGAACUUGCACUGAGGAGAUUGAAGGUUGCAGUUUCUUUUGGUGGUGGCAGAAUUAGUGAUGAUCUUUCUCAUGCUACCCAUGUAAUCGUCUUGUCUGGGCCAGAAUUAACUUUGGACUUCAAUUUGCUAUUUAGUAGAUUAUCAGCUGAGAAGCAUCUUCUACUUAGUCAAGGGUUGCAUGUUGUUUCUUCUCAGUGGUUGGAGGACUGCAUUGAGAAGGACCAGAAAUUGUCAGAGGAGAGUUACAGUCUGAAGCCCAACAUGCAAGAAUGGGUAUUGGAGAGUGAGCUGAAUCUGGACAAGUGGUCUAGUUUGGAUAAGGCAGAAGAGCAUAAUACACCAGUAUCUAAAGAACAUGGAACUACGACAAUUCGUCAAGCUACAACCAACAAACCUAGAGUUGUUACCUUGCCUAAGAAAGAAAGAAGGACAAAAAGAGGAAGAUCCAGUGGAACCAAAACAACUAGAGGGAAAACUGUGGUCAACCAGCCACGAAGGGUAAGAGCACGUGGAGGAAAGCCUGCAAAAAUAAAUGAAGAUGAAUCAGAUGGAAGUGGCUCUUCAGCUAAUUUGACCUUUCAGGAAGAAUCUGUUGUCCAAACAGGAAAUAGUGAAAGCGGUGGGUUGAUUGGCAAGCAGAGUCCAACAAAAGAGCAUCUGAUGAUAGAAGAUAGUGAAUUAUCACAAAAAGGGAAAACAAUUGAACAAUAUCCUGAAGAUCAAAGCGGAGAUGGGAUAAGAGUUGUUGAAGAUAAUGGAAUGGGAUCAGGCAACAGAAAUGGUACUGAAGGGAAUGAGAAGCUAGAGCAGAUGGUUGAUCCUGUUCAAGCCAUGUUAAUGCACAUGAUUCCAAGCCUUGGAAAUAGUAAGGCUAAAAGUGAGGAUCGGGUCAUUCGAGAUGAAACGUUACCAAUAGAAAGCCAAAAGACCAGGGGCACAGAUCCUGCUUUUGCAGAUGAAGGAUCCUCUCUUGAUCCUAACCCAAAGCCAGAAAAGAAAAGGAAGGUUAGUUAUAAGGAUGUGGCUGGGGAGCUGCUCAAGGACUGGUAAUUGGUAGAAGACCUGAAACUUCUGUGUAUUGCUGGUUUGGCAUACAUUGCUGCUGUACACCAAACAUGUAAAUGGAGUCAUGCAUAUAACAUUGAAAUUAAGGUAUGCAAUCAAACUAAUAUUAGCUUCUGGUGAUAAUUUUUUCAUCACUUAGCCCCCUUUCCUAAUCCAGCUAACAUAAAAUGACUAUUUUACCUCAUGUAAGAAUACCAACUGAAACAGGAACACAGAGAUAAACUAACAUGAAAUGUAAGGAGAAAUCCUUUGCUUUUUUGAUGAUGUCCAAUAUUACUGUUGUGCC